CCAUGUUUUCAUCAUCCAUCAAGUGUUGUAUUACAACUCAGCAUAUAUUCACUAAUACUAUACUAUGAUGAGAGCAAGGGUUCCACUUCUACUGUUGCUGGGAAUUCUUUUCCUGGCAUCAGUUUCUGUUUCCUUCGGCAUUGUACACCACGAGCACCAAGAAAGCCAACAAGAGUCACGAGAACAAAAUAACCCCUUCUACUUCAGCUCCGAUAGGUGGUUCCACACUCUAUUCAAAAACCAAUAUGGUCAUCUCCGGGUCCUCCAGAGGUUCGACCAACGUACGAAACAAAUUCAGAAUCUUGAAAACUACCGUGUUGUAGAGUUCAAGUCCAAACCCAACACCCUCCUCCUUCCUCACCAUGCUGAUGCCGAUUUCCUCCUAGUUGUCCUUAAUGGAAGAGCCAUACUCACCUUGGUGAACCCUGACGGCAGAGACUCAUUCAUUCUUGAGCAAGGCCAUGUUCAAAGGAUCCCUGCAGGAACCACUUUCUUUUUGGUUAACCCUAACGACAACGACAAUCUCAGAAUAAUCAAACUCGCCAUACCCGUUAACAACCCUCACAAAUUUCAAGACUUUUUCCUAUCUAGCACAGAAGCUCAGCAAUCCUACUUGCAAGGGUUCAGCAAGAAUGUUCUAGAGGCCUCCUUCGAUAGUGAGUUCAAGGAGAUAAACAGGGUUCUGUUUGGAGAGGGACAGCAACAACAAGGCGAGGAGAGUCAGGAAGAGGGAGUGAUUGUGGAACUCAAAAGGGAACAAAUUCGCGAACUGCUCAAACAUGCCAAAUCUGGUUCAAGGAAAGCCCUUUCCUCCUCCCAAAAUGAACCACUCAACCUGAGAAACCGCAAACCCAUCUACUCCAACAAAUUUGGAAGGUGGUAUGAGAUCACCCCGGAGAAAAACCCCCAACUCCAGGACUUGGACGUCUUCAUCAGUUCUGUGGAUAUGAAAGAGGGAGGUCUUCUUGUCCCACACUACAAUUCUAAGGCCAUGGUGAUGCUGGUGAUGAACAGAGGAGAAGCAAACAUUGAACUUGUUGGGCAAAACCAAAACCAACAACAACAGAAGCAGCAUCAGCAAGAAGAUGAAGAAGAGGAAAGUUGGGAAGUGCAGAGGUACAGUGCUGAGUUGUCUGAAGACGAUCUAUUUAUAAUCCCAGCAACUUAUCCUGUUGCCAUCAACGCUACCUCCAAUCUGAAUUUCUUUGCUUUCGGUAUCAAUGCUGAGAACAACCAGAGAUACUUCCUUGCAGGUGAGGAAGACAAUGUGAUAAGCGAGAUACCUACAGAGGUGUUGGAUUUAACGUUCCCUGCGUCUGGUGAGAAGGUUGAGAAGCUGAUAAAGAAGCAGAGCGAAUCUUACUUUGUGGAUGCACGGCCUGAUGAAGAACAGAAGGAUAGGAGCAAGGGAAGAAAUGGUCCAUUUGUGUAUUGAAUAAACAUGAAGUAAAAUGUGUGUAUGGUGUAAGAGCUCAUGUAGAGAGAACAUGGAAAUAUGUUUCGGAUCAUGUACCAAUAAAUGAGCUCCACCUCUCACUCCUUGUAUCAAUAAACAAAUGGAGCAUAUAUAAAUGAUGCUUGUGUUUUAUCUUAA
Messenger RNA from Vigna unguiculata (cowpea), 1594 nucleotides. RefSeq names its product beta-conglycinin beta subunit 1-like. The record is from RefSeq and is a predicted model, not a curated record. NCBI's taxonomy places the organism in Eukaryota, Viridiplantae, Streptophyta, Magnoliopsida, Fabales, Fabaceae.